AUGAUUCACACAAUGGACGACGAUUCCUAUCUCCGACAUCCCUCCUUUGCGGAACAAACCCAACCUUCUUCCCGCUCAUCACAGCCCAGUUCUCGGACUCGAGUUUUACCAAACGCGGUCAUGCCCACUGGCCUCGAGGUACUUACAGAGAAUGUGGCCAAUUUGUCUCCGGAUCGCCUCGGGCCCACCAGCCCAAUUCAGGAAGGGCUAGGCAGCUUGAAUCGCUGGUCCCAGUCUACGGCAUCGAGCAAGAGUCCCUCGGAGUACACGGGGCAUCAUCGUCGAGGAAGCUCGAAAAUGUCCGUCUCGGGGUACAACCGUGGACCCGCCCCAGGUCUGCCAUUCGAUCUCCCGGGGAAGAGUUCUUCAUUCUCAAGUCAGCACUUCCACCCAACCGAGCCCAGAACGGAUAUCGCCCAUACCAGUUCCAUUCCGAACGACGAAGAUCCGGCGACCAUACAACAUGGCCUCACCCAAAAGGCCAUGCUAUCAAAGGCACUUCAAAAAGCCAAUACGGCAGUCCUGCUUGACAAUGCUGCCAAUUUCGAGGGUGCUAUGGAAGCCUACACUGACGCCUGCAAUUUGUUGCAGCUUGUCAUGCUUCGCAGCAACGGAGGAGAUGAAGAGAAAUUCAAACUCCAAGAAAUUCGGGACACCUAUAUGCUUCGGGUCACAGAACUUCACCGUAUGGACUUUCCUCUCGCACAGGACGACGGCAAGGCUCUUCCGGAUCGUCCUCUCAGCCAAGAGUCAUACGGAGAAUUGCUCCAUUCUGAUGGGCAGAACUCGCCCAUUCCACAAGAGUUUGAAGCAGCCCAUCGCCACUCCUUGAAGCCAUCCCCUUUAGAAGAUCAACCCUCUAUGACGGAAGAGAACGAGUCUACUUCAUGGUUGGACACGAUUGACGAAUCUGGUUCAUCGCCAUCGUCAGCGAACUCUAAAGCGUCAUCGGUGUACCUUCGUCGCCGAACAAGUCGUCGACUCAGCGAUACUGAGGCUGAAUUUGAUGCGGCCCUUGAUGCAGCCGUUGAAGCCGCAUAUGACGAAGGUCUGGAGCCAGUGCUUGAGUAUGAAGAAAAUGAUGAUAUUGUUUCAAAUGCUCGCAGGAAUAUUCAACUAGCAAAACAAAGAGUGCGCGAGGCAGAACAAGAGGCAGAGGCGAUGAACAUGCAUCAUAAAUUACAAGACGCCAGCAUGUAUUCGGACGAUGAAGAGGAAGAGCGCUUGCUAGAAGAGAUGACCAAAGGAUACGUGAUGGACGACUUUGAAUUUGGCAUUCAGUCCAAGUCGGCACUUCCUCGAGAAUCGGAUUCUAGUAACAUGUCUGCAAGGACAUGGGAAAGCUCCACAUCUAAUGCUGCUGGGUUGUCUCCACUUGCAGAAGAUGAUGUUGUAGACCCAAGGCAUACCACGCCCUCUUCCCCUCCAUCCUCGGGUUUGCCACCCCUACCGGCGUCAUCCGACUUCCCUAUCAUCCACGCGAAAGGCACUCCCGCUAGCUCUAUCAGAUCACUCGCGUCUUCCACGGGUCCAGGGGUGCGGGCCCGCAGACUAUCCAGUCAAACCCAGCUCAAAAUCGAGAUCAAUCGCUCUGCAUCGGUAGAAAACUUGACACUGGCCAACCGUCCACCACCGUUGCCGAAAGACGAACUUGGAGCUCGUUUGUACCCACGCAACCCAUCAAUACACUCUUUCACCGACAUCUCCAAAACACGUACUCAUGAAGAUGAAACCGACUUACCCCCCUUACCACCGUCAGCGCGACCCAUGGGCAAAGUACCUUCCGCUCCAGAUGGAUUGAAUAAGCAUACCAAACCAUUUCGAGCCCGGAACGCCUCUGUUCCGAUUCAAAUCCCCGAUAGGUGUCCAGAAUCCCCAAGCACUCCGUGGAGCGGUGCAUUCCCUGACACUAGGGGGGUCACGGUUUCACCUAUUCCUGAAUUAAGUGGAAAUAUGUUUAGUAACAACAUCCACUCACCAACAGAACUUGGUCGUCCAAAUUCGUUAGUAGCCAAUGGACCUGCUCCUUUAGAACCUUGUCCGGAGUCUUUUCUGCUCCGCCCAUUUUGGCUCAUGAGAUGUCUUUACCAGACACUCGCGCACCCUCACGGGGGUUAUUUGUCACAGAAACUCUUUAUUCCUCGGGAUGUCUGGCGUGUAAAAAAUGUCAAACUGAAGGCUCUCGAAGACAAAGUCUCCAACUGUGAUCUUCUGACUGCCGCACUGCUAAAAUUGGCUCAAGUUGAUACAUAUGAUGCAGAUGCCGUCCUAGAGGAGAUGCAGUCAUUUGAAUCUGUCCUCGAUCAAGUUCAAGGUCUUCUGUCCAAAAAGCUUGGCAGUGAUGUUGGUGUCCAAGCUUCCAUGCCAUUGUUCAAGCCAGCUUCAAUGCCAGAUGAAUCUGCUCCACCUGAAAAUAAAUACUUGACUUGGAAAAGAUUACGCGCCAAAACUUCCGGACUUGCGGCCAAUCCUGCCCGAGAAAGUCACAAAGACAACCUUAACCUCAACUCUGUUCCGAUGACUUCCUUGCAUGGAACGCCUGCGAAGCGAAAUGUUACCCAGCUUGAGUUCUCUGGGCCCAACGCAAAUUAUAUGGGGGCAUUGGCGCGACUGUUCGAUGCUGCACAGGUGCUAGAACAAAUUGCGCAGCAGGUUGAGGAUCCCGGACUCAAACAUUCGUCUAAAACACAUGUCGGUCUGGAACUCAGCACGCGGCAUGCUGCUGAGUUCUUUGGCUUCUAUAUUUGCCGGUUCGCACUGGCUGAUGUGGGAUUAAUGCUCGACAAGUUUAUCAAGCGAGGUAGCGAGUGGGUGUUGGUCUAG
Molecule: messenger RNA, 2823 nt
Organism: Penicillium paradoxum
Lineage: Eukaryota; Fungi; Ascomycota; Eurotiomycetes; Eurotiales; Aspergillaceae
Exons: 2
Coding region: 1-2823 (940 amino acids)
Source: RefSeq, a predicted model, not a curated record